AUGGCAACUCUUACUGCUGUUGGUGCAUGUAGAUCUGGUUUCAGUUUGCUCUUAAGUUCACGUCUGUUCAAAACCUUUAUACGACCAAAAUUCGAGUAUGGUCUUGCAAUCACAUGUCUUUUGCAAAAAGAUGUUUUACUUCUAGAGAAAAUUCAAGAUAAAUGCUUGCGAAUGAUUGUUGGUGGCCAUGCAACUUCAUCUACUGCAGUCUUGAAACAUAUCUGCAACCUGCCCAGUAUGGCUUUUCGCGUUGACAUUCUCAAAACAAAAUUUUGUCUUCGGGCACACACUCUUCCUUCUGGUUGUCUUCUCUCUCUGCUCCAUUCUCAUCAUCUCCAAGCAUCAACACUAUCCACUCUUCACACAAACCCUCUUUUUGCCAGCAUUCCCCCUGAUCUUAAUUGCUCCAGCCGCAUAAAACUAUCCAAGCACUUUGAGUCUUUUAGACAAGAAAAGUUUGCUCACUUUCAUCUCACCAACACUAAGAUUCUCAUCCAAGCUUGCCGCCCUCUUCUUGAAGUUGAUCCUGUAUUGUUUCUUUCUGCUACACACAUAGAACGUGGCCGUCUAGUACGUUGGAGAAUGGGCUGGUUGCCUGACGCCAUCUCCAAUUCUGCAUCACAAUCCCAUCUCAGCUGUUCUCUCAACUUCCAGCACCACCCACAGAUGAAGACAACAUCAUUGACUUUGCUAUAUCAGCACUACCAAUCUCGUCUACACAUCCAAGCCCUCUAUAUUGGAAAGCUCUUCUUACAAUACUAUGGCAUAUUGACAUGCUAUGCAAUCCUAAUGGCAACUACACACAUGAAACCGAUCAUGUGUAUCCAUCCAUCAACAUCUUUACGCAAAACGAUCCAUCCAUCACGAAAAACGUACCUCCCAUUGCCAAAAGUAGUGCAGUCCUUGUCCUUGGUAUCCCAGCUGUCAGCAAAAAAAAUUUCAGCUCAAUCAGACAACAUCACGCCAUCUGCAUUCUCAAUCCCAAUGGCCAAUUUGCAAAUCGGCAACAUUCAGGGAUUGCCAACCGAGCUUACCUCAUUCCUGACAACAUUGCAGGCACAAAUCAUGAAUGUGCAAAACAGAACCGACCAGUUGGAGCGACUUGCAGCAGAGAAUGCAAGACUAACUACUGAAUUAGAGCAUGCUAGAACAACAAUUGCUAAUCUGCAGAAGCAAUUAGGAUCUCAGAGUGCACCUGAAAAAAACUUUUCAGAAAUUUCACUUUCGAACCCAGCCGGCGCAGUAGGUGCUCCUGACAAAAACAAAGAACCAGGUCUGGAAGCCUCCACUUGGGCUAGUAAAGCCAGUGUUUCUCUUCCUGUAACUGCCCCAAAAAUGUCUACUGUUCCCUCUGCUCGCCGUAUUGCAGCUUCUGUUCGUAUGUUUGCUCUUCCCUCUGGUCCUUCAGGUUAUGAAUAUGUUUAUAUUCCAAGAUCAAGACGCCUUAAGCACAAAGAAGUCCGUUCCUCUCUCCGCACUCUUGGUGUGGAUUCUUCUCGACUUUUGGACAUUAACUUCCCAGCCAGAGGUGUCAUUGGCAUCCUUGUUCAUGUCCAGUAUGCUGAUACAUUUAAGGCCAAACUGACAACUGCUUCUGUUGAGAUUUUGGACGCAUUUGAUCCACUUGAUCCUGAUAAUGUUGCUGAUCCCAAGUAUGCAUCUCUGUCCACUCAUGAACUUGCCAACACUGCUGCCAUGCUUCACCAUGAUAGAUGUCUCCAAGCCCUACAGUUCUUGCGCCCACACGUUGCUAUCCCAGUUGGUCACUUCUUUUGUGAGGAAGGGUGGAUCAGUGAAGAUGAAAUACCAACACGUACUACUCUUACCAAUGCUACUGGCGGGUCUUUGUUCAAACGUCAGCGCAGCUCAUCAGUCACUAUGUCUGAAUGA
Molecule: messenger RNA, 1890 nt
Organism: Phycomyces blakesleeanus NRRL 1555(-)
Lineage: Eukaryota; Fungi; Mucoromycota; Mucoromycetes; Mucorales; Phycomycetaceae
Exons: 3
Coding region: 1-1890 (629 amino acids)
Source: RefSeq, a predicted model, not a curated record